AUGCCCACGGCGAGCGCGAUCGCGCCGCACCGCCGUCCGCUCCUCCCGUCGUUCACGUCGCGCGCGUCUCGCGUCGGGCGUGGUCGCGUCCGAGGAGCUGCGGGACCCCGUUGCUACGGCCAACCGGGCGAGCGAAACGAUCGCGGAACGCACAGGCUGUCCAUCCAGUCGAUGGGCAGCGCCGAUCGGUUGGAGGUGAUGCGCGCCAAGCCGCUGUUCACGAUCGGGCUCUUCGCCGACGCGCAGUACGCGGACAAGGACGACCACGAGCGCCCGUCUGAGCCCGGGCGCGUCAAGCGCUUCCGCGCGUCCGCCGACCGACUCGCGCAGGCGCUGGCCGACUUUCGAAGCAAGGGCGAACAGAUGGCGUGCGUGGUGAACCUCGGCGAUCUCAUCGACGGAUACAACGACGACGACGUCGCCGCGCUCGUUCCCACGCGACACGGGCCGGUCCCGGCGCACCUCGCGGAUAAAUCCCGCGCCGACCUGGCGGUGAUGCGCUCCGUCAUCCAACGCGGCGUCGGCGCCGCCACCCCCGUGUACCACUGCGUGGGUAACCACGACUGCAACCUGCCCAGGGAGGAGGUGUGCGCGUUUUUGGGAAAUCCCGCAUCAGCCGCCUACUUCGGCGUCAAGCUACCCCGGGGGUGGAGGCUGCUGGUGCUGGACACCACGGAGGUUAACCCGAGGUACGAGCAGCCGGGGUCGGAGGCGCAGGCGUACGGCGAGGCGUACGUGCGAAACGCCAAGUCGAGCGAGACGGGGGCCGACGAAAACAGCGUCAAGCCGUGGGGCGGCGGCUUGGGUCCGAAACAGUUCGAGUGGCUCCAAAAAGAGCUCGAGCUCGCGACGGAACGACACGAGAAGGUGAUCGUGGCGUCGCACUGCGCGCUGUGUCGCACGGCGGCGAGGCCGGGGAUGUCCGCCUGGGACGCGGACGCCAUCUCCGCGACGCUCGAGCGCUUCGAGUGCGUCAAAGUUUGCGUCGCGGGACACGACCACCCGGGGGGGUACGGCCGGACGCUGGUGCCGGACAGGGACGAUGCAUAUCUCACGUUCGGGCGCGUGCACUACGUGACGCUCGAGGCGAUGCUCGAGGCGCCGGAGGGUGGGACGAGUUACGCGGUGAUGGAGGUGUACGAUCACGAGAUCAACGUGGCGGGCGUCGGGUCUUGCACGUCGCGGCGGCUGAGGACGAGUAAGCGGGGGGUGUUCACGGGGGUGGCGAGUUUCGGGGAUCGGAUGGGGGAUGUGGUGGACGAGAUCAACAGCAACAACGACGGGCCGAUCGAUCGAUCGCGAGGGGGUGAUGCACCGGGUGGGUCGACGGGCGGGGACGGGGAGUUGAUCGCGUGGAUCAACAGGAACAGGGGCAAGAUGGGGCCCGACGUCGAGAUCGUCUGA
Molecule: messenger RNA, 1404 nt
Organism: Micromonas commoda
Lineage: Eukaryota; Viridiplantae; Chlorophyta; Mamiellophyceae; Mamiellales; Mamiellaceae
Exons: 1
Coding region: 1-1404 (467 amino acids)
Molecular function (GO): manganese ion binding; 2',3'-cyclic-nucleotide 2'-phosphodiesterase activity; ADP-ribose diphosphatase activity
Source: RefSeq, a predicted model, not a curated record